AUGGCAACAGCGGAUGUCGACAGGAUGAGUCCGACUCAUCAUCUGAGUCUGCCUUCAGAACCAAAUAUCUCAACAUCAGAAGCGGACAGCAACGCAGACUCGUCUCCCUCUGAAACCAGGACCCCGUCUACCUCAUUAUCCUCCGAUGCGCCGAAAAUCGACCAACCUGAACAGCAAGAUGAACCUGGAAAGCCAGAUCAGCCUGUGAAAGCAGAACAUGAGCCCCAAAAUUCGGAAUCGGAUAAAAAGGACAAAGGAGUACCUCAAAUCACCGAUUUAAAUGUGGAUACAUGGGACAUUGAUUACUGGUAUGAAUCCAGCGGGCGCAGGGAUCCACGUAGUAUACAAGAGCAAAUUCAAGAUGUUCCCGCGCGGCUUUUCCACGAAGCGAUGCUCCAACGACUCUUUCACAGUCGUCUCGAGGUACUUGAGGCCGCAAUUCUUGGACCGCAGAAAGUGGAAAAUGCGAAUGCCAAUAAAACCAAGGUUCCCGAUAGCGAGGCUACGACCAAAUGGCUCAGCUGGCAAGAAUACUCCCUUAUGUACGAAGUACCUGAGACGCUAGGCGAGUGGAAGCACGUCCCGGAAGUCGACAAUAGCCCACAGAGUAUCAUUGAGGCUCUAAUUGAGGAACCUCUAUCACUCAGAGCAGUGCGAUCACUGGCAGUAAUGACAAAGCAGCUCCCCGCUGGGAACAAAGUGAAUACUGAUGGCAAAGAGGGCAACGUUCCUAUAUAUCAGAUUCGACUUCGUUCCCCGAUUCUUUUGAAGGUCUUGAAUGAAGUCACAGACCAACUCCCGCACCGCGGCCCGCACGAACAUAAAGUCAGCUUCAUGAGGCCCUUCAAGCUGUUGACUCUGUAUUCGAAGGAGUUGGUGGAAUAUCAAAAGAAACUUGAAGAGAUUCAUGGUAACAGCACGGCUGAGAGUGAAGAGCCUUCAACAGAAAUUGGUCCAUUGAAAGAAACGGAGAGUCCAAAGGCUCUUGAACAUUUACGGUUACUCAAUGAAUUCAUGGCAAAUCAUAUGGGCCGUGUGUUGAAGUUAAGGGAGGAUGUUGAGAAUGGUACGGCUAGGAAAAUAGCAUUCUGUGAUCUUUGGCAUCUUUUCCGACCAGGCACCACUGUGCGCACUCCCACUUCAAAACGGAUCCAACUAUACCGGGUGAUUCGCGUAACGGGAGGCAGACCGAUUUACACCUUCUCUGGCGACCCUCCAGCCAACUCUGCUGGGUUCAAAUUGAAGGAACAAGGAUACUCCCCGGGAAGUUUCAUAGUGGAGUGCUUCUACAUCGAUUUCGACGGAGUUCAAUAUGGCCCCGUCAACCGUACAUUCCAGAUCCGGAAGUAUGAGGGAGAGCGAGAAUUGACAGCUCUCCCCGUAUAUCCACUGCAAUGCGAUCCGAACCCAGAAGGCAUUCGCGAAGCGAUGGUCGCUCGAGGUGAAAACUUUGCGGUUUUGUCGAACCCACAAAAGACAGCACACAAACAAUAUCGUGGAUUGACCUUGGAUAAACAUCCAGAACAAGUCGAAUCUCAGGUAAUCAUCGAUUUUCAGCUGGCGUUUCUAGAGAUGUCCGACAACAAACCGCAGAUUGGACUGGAUAGCCUAGCCGAUCAUGAUCUCCGAGAGACAAAUUUGGGUCAUUUCCGCUGUGAUCGAUGCACCUCAGAAGGAUGCUGUGGAAACGACUAUAUCGUUGCGGACUCUGGUAUUGAUGAAAAAGAAGAACAGGAAUUCAAAAACAUGCAUGGGAGAUUAAUUGACUCAACUGGAUUUGCGGAAGACUUGAAUCAAGAUCAGAAGGCCCUACUUCCCUUCAAGGUCUAUGGAUUUGUUCUUCGUUCUCGAAAAUGGGCGACAUUUGAUAUCGAGAGCAUUAGUGACGUUCAAUAUACCGAUGGGUGGCAGAAUUUGGUCAUCAACGAGAGUAUCAAAGAAACCGUCUUGGCCAUGGUUGAAAAUCAUGAGAGUGUCCCGAACAAGAAUGAUGGGCGGGGACGAUCUCUGCCCUCUGUCGACCUUAUCCAGGGUAAAGGCAAGGGCCUGAUUAUUCUGCUACACGGCGAACCAGGAGUUGGCAAGACUAGUACAGCUGAAUGUGUUGCCGAUCAUACCAAACGGCCUCUUUUCCCAGUCACAUGUGGUGACAUAGGAGACAACGCUGAGUUCGUGGAGAAGAACUUGGAGAGAAACUUCCAGCUUGCUCACAAAUGGGGAUGCGUUCUUCUACUUGACGAAGCUGAUGUUUUCCUCAAGCGACGCAAUGAUACCGAUCUCGCUCGCAAUGCUAUUGUUUCAGUCUUUCUUCGAACCUUGGAGUACUACAGUGGUAUCCUUUUCCUGACCACAAAUCGCGUCGGCCAAAUUGACCGGGCAUUCAAGUCCCGAAUUCAUGUCAGUUUGUAUUAUCCAAAGCUGGACAAGAAAACAUCCAUCCAGAUUUGGAAGAACAACAUUGGACGGAUCAGGAAAGAAUUUGAGUCACAAUAUCCAGACUCCGAGAUCCGGGACAAAGAAAUCAUCAAGUUCGCAAAAGAGCACUUCAAAGACAUCAAGAGCAAGAACUUACUCAACUGGAAUGGAAGGCAAAUUCGCAACGCAUUCCAAACAGCCGUUGCUCUUGCUGCUUUCGACGCUAAGAAGAACAAACGACCAAAUGAUCUGAUCCUCGGUAAAGAACAGUUCAUCCGAGUCGCUGCCGCCGCCGAGGAAUUCGACAAAUACCUCCUCUCGCUCAGCCAGGGAAAGAAUGAUUCACAGCUUGCCGAAGAGCAUCGUUGGCGCGUCGAUAACUUCCAGAAUCAACCGGUGGUUAUGCCCAUGGUAGCCAAACAGGAUCCAGGUCGCUCAGCCUAUGCAUUUGGGCAAUCGAGUCGUUCUUCUAAAGGCCGAGGGUCUGAGAGAGGAGUGUUAAGGGAAGCCGAGUCUUCCGACAGUGAUUCGGAUUCGAGUACAUCAUCGGAUAAGGAUGAGUAUAGUGAGCCACGCGCUGAAAGCGAGGAGGACUCUGAUUCUCAGUCGAGUUCGGCUUCAUCAGAGGAGGAUAGAAAGAAGAAGAGCAAAGGAAAGUCUACUUCGAAGACAAAGGAUGGAAAGAAGAGAUCUAGCCAUAAGCGAUCGAAAUGA
Penicillium malachiteum is the source of this 3129-nucleotide messenger RNA. RefSeq names its product ATP-binding protein. The transcript has 6 exons. The record is from RefSeq and is a predicted model, not a curated record. Gene Ontology annotation, molecular function: ATP binding; ATP hydrolysis activity. Bases 1 to 3129 code for a protein of 1042 amino acids. NCBI's taxonomy places the organism in Eukaryota, Fungi, Ascomycota, Eurotiomycetes, Eurotiales, Aspergillaceae.